AUGAAGGUGAUUGACUGCGAGCUACGGACAAUUGUGGCUGCUCCAGCUGAUUGCCAAUACGCAGCACUGUCGUAUGUCUGGGGAGAGCUGCCCUCAGAUGAGACCUGGAAGACGGCAGGCGAGGGAAUUGAAGGGCGAAAGCUUCCCGAGUUACCAGAUACUAUCGAAGACAGCAUGCAGAUUGCCCGGGAUCUUUCGAUACCGUAUAUUUGGGUCGAUAGAUACUGCAUCGAUCAAGCAAACAAGGUCGAUAAGCAUCGACAAAUACAACAGAUGGAUUUGAUUUAUUCUUCAGCUACAUUAACGAUCAUUGCGGCAGCUGGAGAAAACCCUAGCUACGGCUUACCAGGAUUGAGUGGAGGCCCGAGACAAGGACAACACAGCUUACGCAUCGGCGACCGUCUUUUAGUUGGAACGAUACCACCAGUACUGUCUAAUUCUACGUGGGCAUCUCGUGGUUGGACAUACCAAGAAGGUAUUUUGUCACGCCGUCGACUCAUCUUUACAGCUCAACAGAUGUUAUACGAGUGCAAUGGUAUGCACUGUACAGAGUCUUUAGUACUACCACUCGAUGUUUUACAUACCAAAAGCCGACAUAGAUUCAAAACGUCUGUAGCUUUAGGCUAUUUUGAAGCAAAGCGUCCCGGUAGCAACGCACUCGACAUCAUGCAGUACAUCUCUGAAUACUACCAAAGACACCUCUCCUUCGACGAAGACGCCCUCAACGCUAUGCGAGGAGUGCUUCAAGCAUUUCACAAAGCGCCCGCAUCUCGGAGAGUAUACACUGUCACAGGCGUUCCAAUCUGCUCUAUACUAUACUCCAAAAAGUAUGAGAAUCCAACUCCGGCACAACUGUUUCUCUUGGGCUUACUCUGGUAUCAUGUCGAAGGCGGUAUUAGAAGAAAACAUCACCCAAGUUGGUCAUGGGCCGGAUGGAAAGGCGGGAGAUUACAAUCCCACAGUUUACUAAGACGAGAGUGGUUCUUUCUUUCUGGGCCAAGUGACACAACAGUCUCGAUCGAAUUAACCGAUGGCCAAUUGAAAGAGUUUCCUGACUUUAAUGAUCUAUCGGACUUCCUGUCUUCGAUAGACUACUCAGCGAGAUACAUCCACAUUGAAGCAUGGACUAUACCUUGUUCAAUCGUUCAUAUAACGCAAAAGUCAUCAAAAUUUCUGCAAUACUCGGAGUUUUACAUAAGCUUUCCAAUAAAUGAUGUCGACGUUGGAUAUCUACAAACCCAUCUGUCAAUUGACACGUCAGAUCCCAUUCAGCGCACAAACCUCCUGCAGAAGACUUAUGUUGUAAUAUUCCUACCAUGGGAACACUCGCGAAAAGAACCCCGACGGGCAUUUGGCUUGGUAGUCGAGGACAAAGGACUUUUCUAUGAGCGAGUAGGUUGUUUUGAGCUUAGCGAAGUUGGCGUUUUAAGGUCCGCUUGGUGGCCUCACGAUGUUGUUUUGGACUCGGGAGACUCUAAACGCGACAUGAUUGAGCGAUCAUCAUUAUCGCAAUGGUUUUACACUAUCCCAAAGCGUAGACAAAAGAUUCGCUUAGGUUGA
Cucurbitaria berberidis CBS 394.84 is the source of this 1560-nucleotide messenger RNA. Its product is annotated as HET-domain-containing protein. The transcript has a single exon. NCBI's taxonomy places the organism in Eukaryota, Fungi, Ascomycota, Dothideomycetes, Pleosporales, Cucurbitariaceae. The record is from RefSeq and is a predicted model, not a curated record. The coding region runs from base 1 to 1560 and encodes 519 amino acids.